Messenger RNA from Salvia miltiorrhiza (redroot sage), 1138 nucleotides. RefSeq names its product glutaredoxin-C5, chloroplastic. Gene Ontology annotation, molecular function: glutathione disulfide oxidoreductase activity. NCBI's taxonomy places the organism in Eukaryota, Viridiplantae, Streptophyta, Magnoliopsida, Lamiales, Lamiaceae. The record is from RefSeq and is a predicted model, not a curated record. The coding region runs from base 214 to 813 and encodes 199 amino acids. Gene Ontology annotation, biological process: cellular response to oxidative stress. The transcript has 4 exons. Gene Ontology annotation, cellular component: cytoplasm.
GAAGAGGUGAAGUGCAAUUGAGUUGAUUGAACUACACAACAAAUGUGACACCUUCUGGCGACGAGCACGUCGAGAUUUACCCUUUUUAGCCAGCUUCCGCAAUAAUUCUAAACCAAAUUUUUUUGUCAUAAUCACUUGCAAAAUUGAGAAGCCCAAAACGGAAAGCACACUAUCAUCGGUUGGCGAAACAGAGCUCAAAAUUGAUUCUUGAAAAUGGCUUUAAUGGCUGCCGGGCCAUGGAAUAGAGGAGGCUUGGAACAAAUUUGGAUCUCCCCUCCUUCAAUUUCUACAGGAAUCGGUUCUAUCUUUACCAAUCACAUAUCAUUUUGUGGCGCCGACAGCGUCGCCUUAUUUUGCAGAAACGGGCCGAGAAAGAAGUGCCUUGCCGUGGUUCGGGCCAUGUCUGCUACAUUUGGGGCCCGAAUGGAGGAAAGUGUGAAGAAGACUGUUAGCGAAAACCCCGUUGUUGUUUAUUCCAAGACUUGGUGCUCGUACUCUUCUGAGGUGAAAUCUUUGUUUAAGAGGCUUGGUGUGGAGCCACUUGUGAUUGAGUUGGAUCAAUUAGGUCCCCAGGGACCACAGCUGCAGAAGACUCUGCUACGGCUGACUGGACAGCAUACCGUUCCUAAUAUAUUUAUAGGGGGCAAGCAUAUCGGUGGUUGUACAGGUACACUCUUACAAACACAUGUUAUGAUGAACGAGUUUUAUGGAAAGAUGGGGAAAAUUACUAAGUUAUCGAUUGAUCUAAGUGACAGGAUAAUAUGGUUUUCAUUGAUAUACACAUUGAAGCAUCAAAUAUCAAGUAAUCAAUAGAUCAAAUGUUUUGGGUUGCAGAUACCAUCAAGAUGCACAGAAAAGGGGAGCUCCAGCCUUUGCUAUCAGAAGCUGGUGCUAUGAAGUUGAAGAGUUAGUUUCUUGGCGGCAAAGGAUUUAUUCAUCGGAUGAGAAUCGAGCUAAUUUAUCAGCAGCCCUUAGGUAUGUUAACUCAUCCCAUUUCUUACUGGAAAGCUUGGGAUUUAUGGCUAAUUACAACCCCCUCAUAUAUUAGCAUUUGAAUUCGUAUAGUCCUGUAAUUUCAAAGGGUUGGCCUCUGUACAUUGAAACACAUUAUAAUAAGAAAAGGAGUCGAUUCCAACCA